This is a messenger RNA of Symbiodinium necroappetens, 1232 nucleotides long. Lineage: Eukaryota; Dinophyceae; Suessiales; Symbiodiniaceae. The record is from the annotation of a GenBank genome assembly.
GUGCUGAGCUUCUUCUCGCAGGCCGUGUAUGGCGUCACGACAGAUGGAAGCCUGAAGACGGCUCUCAAAGCCAGCUCAGAACCGAAAGAGCUGCUUGCGUCAUCGCCGUUCAAGGAGAUGCUGGAGGAGAUCCUGGCGCUGAUUGCACCGCCGCCUCAUGGAGGCCCUGCGGCCAUGGAGAUCGUUGCGUGCACAGAUACUGACUCGGUCGCGGUGGACGGCUUGACGCUCGCGACAUUGGCGGUGCCCGCGGAGGUGAUGAAGAAGCACGAAGGCUCUUUGACGACUUGGCUGACGACACUCCACGAGCACCAGUCGACAUUUGUGCGGCUCAUCUCCCAGGGCGAUGGCGGCGUUGGUCAGAUUGCUGCGCUCCUGGAGGGUUCCGUGGUGAAGCACCUGGACUCGGACCAACGACUGUUGAUCUUCUACGACUCGAAGUGUGCAGGCGAGGCUUCGACGCAGGCUCAUGUUCGCCUUCCAAGCUUCAACCAGGAGCGCUUCAAGACGAUGAUGCAAGCAGUCUUCACUGCCCGCAAGGAUCCCGAGAACCACGGACCGUGCGGCUCCGACAUUGUCAUGAUCAUGGACGGUGGGCGGCAGAUCGACUCCAAGAUCACGAGCAAUCUGGUCAAGGCCGAUGGCCACCCUUGGCCCAGUCGGCAUCGUCAGCUCUUCACUGUUUGCUACGACGAGAAGACUUACGAGAUGCGCAGAGAGCGCUCGCGCGGGUUCGUUCAGCUCACCGAGGGUGUCCACUGCUACAGCAGUGAGCCCAUGGUCUUGGAGAAGCGCCAGCGCUUGCAUUUCUGGGGGAGCAACAUGGCCGAGAUCAUCAAUCCGGUGCCCCUUCCUGACUGGAAGGAGCUGUGGCUCCUGGACCGGCCGACGAAGCUCAAGCUCUACACGGCAAAUGGACGGCACCUGAGUAGCGGCCCCAAUCCGGAUCCGGAUUUUGUGCCGCCCAAGUUCGACAAUGCGCGGGAGCCGGUGGCGUGGCACAGCAAUCACGUGAAGCUGUAUGAAGAAUUGUUGGUGUCGUUUCAGUGCAAGGCCGUGGUGGAUUUGACGGCCUGCGACGAGCAAUUCGCCCUUGCAUGCGUGCACAUGAAGGUGCCUUACUUGGGCGUCUGCUGGGGGGACCGGCACAAGGAACUUCUGGACAAGCAGCUUGGGCAGCGGAUGUGGAGCGAGUACCGCACAGAAGGCUCCGCGCUCUUCCGCGCUGAUAU